Glycine soja is the source of this 795-nucleotide messenger RNA. RefSeq names its product auxin-responsive protein SAUR32-like. Gene Ontology annotation, biological process: response to auxin. The record is from RefSeq and is a predicted model, not a curated record. The transcript is spliced from 2 exons. Lineage: Eukaryota; Viridiplantae; Streptophyta; Magnoliopsida; Fabales; Fabaceae. The coding region runs from base 54 to 515 and encodes 153 amino acids.
UUCACUAUAUAUCCCAUUUUAGAAAUAAGACAUUAGAGUGAGAAACUUUCAAGAUGCUUCGGUCUUGUCUCAAGCAGUUGCAAAAGAAUCUAUCGAGUUUUGUUCACUCCAAUGAAGAUCAAGUACUGGAAGCAGUAACUUUGGUGCCAGAAGAUGUUAUGGAGGGUCAUUUUGCUGUUCUUGCCAUCAAGGGUGAAGAUACAAGAAGGUUUAUUGUUAAGUUAGACUACUUGACUGAUCCUAUGUUCAUGGAACUACUGAACCAAGCUCGAGAGGAGUAUGGUUUCAAACAAAAGGGAGCACUUGCAGUCCCUUGCAGGCCUCAGGAAUUACAGAACAUUCUAGAUGGCCCAAGAGCCAAAGCUGAAAGGUCAUUUGUGGAUGGGGGCGACAUGUUUCACCUUCCAAAUGUAUUAAGGCCCCUCAGCAGAAGCAAGUUUCUUCAUGGCAUUGUGAGCUUUAUAAACAUCAGACUUUAUAUUAAAAAGAUCAUAUAUUUAUCGAAAAAACAAUAAACAAAACAAAUGCAGAACCUCCCUUGCAAGAACGAUUUGUUAAGACAUGUUUUGUUUAUUACUGAGGGAAUAAUCAUGAAGAAAAAAAAUGGAAGAGUCGUGUAUGUAAUGAUUGUACGUAUAUAUCGUAUUUAAUUCCUGAAAAAAAAGACAUUAUGUAAUUAAGACUGUAUAAUUCAUCUUAUGUGGGAUGAAAGCUAGAGAAUCACUCUAGUUUGAGUAUAAAUAAGAGAUUUUCCUUGUACUUAUCAUUGUCACGAGAAAUAAUAAGAUACGCACU